AUGAAGCAGUCACCUUCCCAGAACGCAUUGCCCAUGGAUUCUGCGCUUUGGAGAGGACAGCACCUGAGGGCUUGUGAGAUGUGUCAUCGCAAAAAGACCAAGUGUGAGCUUGAAGGGUCGAAUUCGACUUGCGUGCAAUGCAUGCGCCGUAAUACGCAAUGUGUCUUCCCCGCCCAGCAUGAGAAGCGGGAUAAUCAGCAAAGUACUGAUGAAUAUGUCAAGUCUUUGAAAGACCGCCUUGUCAGGGUUGAGUCGUUGUUGAGGACGGCAGGCAUCUUGCAAGAAAGCGAUAUGAGUCAUGACGACUUUUCCGACGAAGAUGAUGAUGAUGGACCAAUUAGUCAGAGCAUAUCAUCUGCUUCCAGUCCAAAAUCAAAUUUCGGAGCGUCUCUUCGCUCACAGGGUGGGUUCAUCGAAGGUACACCCAUCUUUCCGACGGACCAAAGAGAUGAUUCUCGAUAUUUCGGAACGUCGUGCUCAAUGUCAAUUCUAUCGCGAACAGGGAUAGAAUGGAUCAAGAGCAAAGCAGGCGAUGUGAGCUUUUUGCGAAUGAUAUCUCCUGAAUCCCGUCAUGAAAAUCCAUGGAAUCAAUGGCGACCGGACGUGUUUCAGGAUUUGUUUGCCUCGAAGGUUUUUAAACCUUUGCCCUCGAGGUCAGAGGUAUUCUCUCUUAUCAAAGAUUUCUUCCGGACGGCCAACCGUCUAUUUCCUAUCUAUCUUGAAUCGUCAUUCAUGAAAAUGGUCGAAUGGCAAUAUACACAGCAAACCUGUGAUGAUGCUGCGCGCUGGGCUAACAUCAACAUGGUAAUCUGCCUGGCAUAUGAAUAUCGAUCCUCGAGUAGCUCCAAGUCAGAAAAAGACAAGGAGAAAUCCGAGUUAUACUUCAAAAACGCGAUGUCGGUCUUCACUGAAUUAGCCUUGAAACGCACCGAUCUGCUGAGUAUACAGGCAUUGCUUAGCAUGGCGUUCUUCCUUCGGGGAAAUGCGGGAACCCAAUCAGCACUGCCGCUCAUUACUGCAGCCAUGCGCUCCGGUCACCGAAUGGGACUUCAUCGAGAUAUUCCAAGACCGGAACUUAGUCCGGCUGAGCAAGAGGAGAGACGGCGCGUUUUUUGGGUUGCAUUUGUCAUUGACCAAAGUACAUGCCUAAGAAUUGGAAAUGCCCCAUCACAGCAUCAAGAUGAUUUCGAUGUCCCCCUUCCAGAAGAACUGGAGGGCGAUAAGCAUGGUGAAACCGCAAGCAACAUUCCAUUCUUCCGCGAGCUCUGUCUGAUGUCGCUCAUCAAGAGCCACAUCUACAGUCGAUUGUACUCCGUUAAGGCAUUAGAAAAAUCCCCCGCUGAAAUCUACAAGACGAUUAAAGAACUAUAUGCAGAGCUUGAAGAAUGGAAACGCAAAUCCCCAACUCUCACUGGGCCGAAAAUAAAACAUACUGAACGUGACUUCCUGUUUGGCUUUGCCUCUAUUGGUCUGCAUUUCGUCUAUCACAAUGCUGUGAUCAUGAUUCAUCGGGUACCUAUAUUUCUUAACUACAUGAUAACAGCCAGAAAGGAAUCAGAGCAGGUCAAGUCAAUCAGCAAAGCACAUGCCUUAAAAUCGGCAGCCAUUGGUGCACAGGCUGCCCGAGAUACCCUGAAGGUUGUCAAUAACAUGCCAUGGGGAGAUAUCGCAUGGACCUGGUCAUUAUUAUACUACGUCUUCCUGGCAGCAUCAACAUUAUUCUCAAAUAUUCUGCGGGAUACCCGCGAUUCAAGUGUGCGAGCAGACCUUCAAUCCCUCAACAUGGUCUCGGCCUUCUUCGCAACUCUCACCCCCCCAGGUGAAGGAUCAAAUAAUUACGCCGGUUUCAUGGCCCGAAUGAGUGCGACCCUCGAACGCAUCGCCAGAGUAGCUAUCGACAAAGACGAGAAAAGAGCCCGCGCCCCAGACGACGAAGACCAAGAUUAUAAACCACCAGGAGGCAAGAGGCAUACAUCUCGGACACAGCCAGCACCACACCACCAAAGGCAGCACCGCCGACCAACAACCCUCCGCAAAACAAUGACCCCCACCACAGCUCCGCGGUAUCCAGCAUCAAGCACCGCCAGCCCCACCACGAUGGACAGCAGUAUUCCCGACACCUUAGAAGGCCUUCCACCGGUCAAUUCCUCCGGCUACGUCGUUCCCAUGAGCCCAAUGCCAGACCCGGGCGACAACACUCAAAUACAAUCCCCAUAUCUCGCCAACCCACCUAAUAUAUACUCACCCUCAACCACAUUCCUUCACGAAGCAAAUGAGAACACCUUCGCACCGUCAAUCCCAUCCUGGCAACUAUCCCAAGACUAUCCCACAACCGCAACCCAACCCCCAGGGUCAUCAGGCAUGACUCCCAAUCCCACCGACUCCCCAGACUCCUUCAGCAGUACCGCCAACUCAAUCCCCGAUUUCUUCCAGUACCCUGUGGCCGGCGACUGGACCCACGGCGGAAAUAUCUUCGCAGGUCUCUACCCGACUGACUACAGUUUUCCGCCCUCUAUCCCAACGGGCACUCAGCCUGUCGAUGCAUAUCCUUCCAUGCCGAUUCUAUCGGCUGAGUCGUUUAUCUAUGGCGCGCCUGCUAUUGACGGCCAAACGGCUCAAGCUGGUGGGUUCGAUCCUCAAAGUCUGGGGUAUGGUUAUAUGCCGCAACAAGGCCUGGAGGAUCCGAAUCAGGGGGCGGAUCCGGUCUGGCCUAAUGGGUUCUUGGGGUUGUUCUAA
Penicillium roqueforti is the source of this 2736-nucleotide messenger RNA. Its product is annotated as transcription factor domain-containing protein. NCBI's taxonomy places the organism in Eukaryota, Fungi, Ascomycota, Eurotiomycetes, Eurotiales, Aspergillaceae. The transcript is spliced from 7 exons. The record is from RefSeq and is a predicted model, not a curated record. Gene Ontology annotation, biological process: regulation of DNA-templated transcription; DNA-templated transcription. The coding region runs from base 1 to 2736 and encodes 911 amino acids. Gene Ontology annotation, molecular function: DNA binding; DNA-binding transcription factor activity, RNA polymerase II-specific; zinc ion binding.